GAGGGACCUCAAAUACCUGUUACGUCAAAAGGCUUCGUGCGUUUGAUAUUGUGGACCGAUUGCCCGGCGGGAGGAAAUUUCAAGAUGUCUUGUGAACCUCUGCGUGAGAACGUCUAUUUGGUGUUCGCAAACGUUUAGUCCUCUUUUUUGCCUUUUUAGAAAUAACUAACCGUCUUACUACUAGUGCAGUCUUAUCCGUGCCCUCCCACCCGUACUGCCUUGGUAUAAAAUGCAACGACAUUUGUGAUACAACAUGAAGAGACACGACUGGCAAUUCAUGCCGGUAGAUGGCAGUAGCGUGCCGCCAUGGCUGCACUUAACCCGAGAAGAAGAGAGGACGUUGCAACCAGUUUGCAAACAUGUACUAGUGUUACACGGUUCGCAGUGCUCUCAUAAUCAAGUCGGGUGAAGCGACUGGCGGUGCGGCGGCAGAGCUGUCAGCAUGUCUGAUGGGUUUUUAAUGGAGGUAUGUGUGGACUCAGUGGAGUCUGCCGUCAAUGCUGAACGGGGAGGUGCAGGUCGACUUGAGCUGUGUUCAAGUCUUUCGGAGGGAGGACUCACUCCCAGUCUUGGUCUACUGCAAAUAGUAAAAAGAUAUGUCAAGAUCCCGGUCUAUGCCAUGAUCCGGCCUCGUGGUGGGGACUUCCUUUAUUCGGAUCAAGAGGUGGAGGUGAUGAAGAAAGACCUCGAGCUAAUGAAGGCUCACGGUGCGGAUGGACUCGUCCUUGGUGCUUUAACGGAAGACGGCCGUGUGGAUGCUGAGCUCUGCAUGGACUUCCUUGCUGCUGCUCGCCCACUGCCAGUGACCUUCCACAGAGCGUUUGAUAUGGUUCACGACGCAUCACUCGCUCUCGAGACUCUGAUUUCACUGGGUUUUCAGCGAGUUCUGACCAGCGGCUGUGACAGCUCAGCCUUGGAGGGGCUUCCUGUCAUCAAAAAACUCGUCGAGCAAGCUAAAGGUCGAAUUGCCGUCAUGCCAGGAGGUGGAAUCACAGAGCGAAACCUGCAGAGAAUUCUGGAGGGAUCAGGAGCUGAAGAGUUUCAUUGCUCGGCUCGAUCCAGCAGGGAUUCCGCCAUGAAAUAUAGGAACACGUGCGUGUCAAUGGGAGCUGCUUUUACAGCUCCCGAGUACAGCCUGAAGGUGGCAGACGUGAGCAAAGUCCGCACAUUCAACGCCAUUGCCAAAAAUACAUUGUGAUUUGGGAAGACAACAAACAUGGGAAAACACUAUGUGACUUUUAUCGUGACACUGUGUGGUGCUUUUUCCCCUCUACGUGAAUGUUCAAUGGCAAAACUGUGAAUCAAGUUAUUUUUUUACAUUUGUGCCAUGGAUUUUUCAGCGAGGUCACACAUCCUCUCUGCCAGUCCAAAUUUAGAGGGUGGUGUGGCAAAACUAUGGAGACAAUGGUUUUUACUGUGAUUAAAAAAAGUAAGAAAC
Messenger RNA from Synchiropus splendidus (mandarinfish), 1438 nucleotides. RefSeq names its product cutC copper transporter homolog (E. coli) (gene cutc). The record is from RefSeq and is a predicted model, not a curated record. The transcript is spliced from 9 exons. Bases 443 to 1198 code for a protein of 251 amino acids. Gene Ontology annotation, molecular function: copper ion binding. Lineage: Eukaryota; Metazoa; Chordata; Actinopteri; Syngnathiformes; Callionymidae.